AUGGAUAUCUUUUAUUUCUAUCUUACUAUUAUUUGUAUUACUCUGACUAUGACGGUAUCGAAAACGGUUGGUUCUAAAGAUACUGACGACGAUGAUAGUUUUCAAGAUGAUGAAGAUUUAAGUAUUGAAAUACCUCGUCAACGAUCCAAUACAUUUUUACGUGCUUUUAAUUGGAAUGAUGAUGAUGAUGAUUCUCAAGAUAAUAGUUUCAUUAAACAAGAGCGAACAUUUAUUCGACGUGAUGAUUCGAAUUCAACAUAUAGAGAUAGAAACGGUCGUUUAUGUAUUUUAUGCAAAUGGAAUAUCUUACCAUGUUGUGAACCAAAUAUUUGCAAAAAACAUCACAUACGUUUUAAUGAAUGUGUUGAAAUCAAAGGUCGAUAG
This is a messenger RNA of Rotaria sp. Silwood2, 384 nucleotides long. The record is from the annotation of a GenBank genome assembly. NCBI's taxonomy places the organism in Eukaryota, Metazoa, Rotifera, Eurotatoria, Philodinida, Philodinidae.